This is a messenger RNA of Ilyonectria robusta, 1305 nucleotides long. RefSeq lists its product as uncharacterized. NCBI's taxonomy places the organism in Eukaryota, Fungi, Ascomycota, Sordariomycetes, Hypocreales, Nectriaceae. The transcript has a single exon. The record is from RefSeq and is a predicted model, not a curated record. Bases 1 to 1305 code for a protein of 434 amino acids.
AUGGCGCACCAAGCACACAAUAUACCCUGGAAUGUCUUGGCCGCAACCCUUCAACUGAAGAAAGUCAAUCCUUGCCAACAUGAUGCUAAGAACUUCCAUGUACGCAAGCAGCCAGACGUCGUCAAGAAGCUGACCUACUUCACCAAUGCUUUCGUCGCCAACGUUCUGGAUCACGCACGUUGUGAUGGUGCCAAGUAUGCCGAGUCAUGUGUCGCGGAUCCCAACCCGGAAAAAGACGACAUCAUCUUGACCGAUCUUGUGGCCAAGAAGAUUGAAGCGACCGUCUACCGAUGGCGCCUCGAUCACACCUCGGAAGACGAGUUCGGACCCGUUCAACACCCACAGAGAAAGGAGCUAUGCCAGCAUGACGAUGAGGCGACAGUAUGCCAAUGCCCUCUGCCACUCAAACGGAGAAAACAGUCUGCUUUCCAGGAACAAUACUCGAACAACCCCUGCUACAACUUCUUCACCUGUAACGGAGAUGGCUUUUUUAGCGUCGAAAUUGUCAAGACGUUGCUGCUCUACGGGGAAAUGGAGACGCUUCUUCGCAUCUGCGCUGGUCCACGUGUCGACUUAAGCCGCUGGUGGGAACGAUCGAUAUGUCAAUGCGAGAUUGCAGACGCCGGAUGGGGCGAGAUCUGUAGGCUCGCCAUGUACAGCUACAUUCUUCUCAACGUCUUGCACUGCUUCCCGGAAACUUGGGACAAGGCGGGAGCUACCAUUAACGACUACACCUCCGCCAAGGUCUAUCAGUACGUCGUUCAUCGUUGCACCAAAUCUGGCUGGACAGCGUCUGAUGUUCCCACUUAUCCGCAUCGACAAUUCUUUGGUAUCGAAAACGGCCAGUUCAGCAAUCACCCCGAACCUCGCGACAUGGGACGCUGGGGUCACCUUCUCGAGGGUCGAUAUCAGAGACUGAGUUACUACCCAUAUGGACUAAUGUCCUAUAGUGAAUUAUUAGCCUUUGAGAAGCCUGUUGCAUUCCAACCGAGUUCCGGCGAUGUAUCACAUGUUAGAUGGGUCUUGUGCCAAAAGGGUCUCCCAGUGGAACUGUCUAACUCCAUUCUUGAAAGGGCUUCAUACUCUCCGCAACGGCGCCUUCCAGUCCCAGAUCACCCUUUACAUCCGGAAAACCGUGUCGAGCUAGACAAAUAUUUGAAAUAUUGCUGGCGACUGAUUAUCGGAUGCGCAAUGAUGGGGCAAGCUCUAGGGAUGGAAAUGAACCAUUUCUUAGGCAAGAUGGUCAAGAAGAGUAUUCAAGAGCUAUUUGGAUGCAAGUGCCGUGUUCUGUUUGAAGACAGGUAG